AUGGAGAGCAUCACCGCUGAAGGAGAGCAAGGGGGCGAGAAGGACCAAGAGAUAUGCGCGAUUUGCCUCGAGACGCCGACGGACCCGCACAAGCUCCCCUGCGGACACAUUUUCGAUCUGCAUUGUCUCCUCCUCUUCGCAGUGUCAUCGACGCCAAUGCAGGAGUCCCCACCAUGCCCAAAGUGCCGCCGGCGAUUCGAUGCGAGGCAGCUGAUUGCACACUCAUCGGUUCUGUCGCCAACCUUCGAAUCUGUGCGAUUGUGCCAAUCCGCUCCUGAGGAGCGCCAGCAGCAGCACACCAACGAUGGUCAUCUGCCGUCGGUGCUGAUCAGUGCCGCCACUGCGUUCCUGUUAAUCACUGCGACGUCCCAGGCCGAUCGUGUUGAUCUCACGCCGGUUGUGCUGGGCGGCAGCGCCCCCUCGACCGCGGUGUGUGGAAGGCCUGAGUUGCGAUCGGUGUCGGGGGUGGCGUUGGCGGCGGGGCGCGCGGCGUCCGGCGAAGGCUGA
This is a messenger RNA of Emiliania huxleyi CCMP1516, 507 nucleotides long. RefSeq lists its product as hypothetical. The record is from RefSeq and is a predicted model, not a curated record. The transcript has a single exon. The coding region runs from base 1 to 507 and encodes 168 amino acids. NCBI's taxonomy places the organism in Eukaryota, Haptophyta, Isochrysidales, Noelaerhabdaceae.